CCGAUGACCGAACGUUGAUUUACUUGGAUUCUUGAUGGAACGAGGGAACCCUUGUGGAAUAACAAUAGAAAAGUUGUUGAUCUUUUGAAGAAAUUCGAGAUGAAAUACGAUAAAUAUUGCUUGAAAACCAGCCAUAUUUUUUAUGUUGGAGUCAUGGAGACUGUGAGGGACCUACAACAAGGAAUGGAGACGAUGGCGGAACUACAACAGGGGGGCGAUGAUUGGCUGGCUACCAUGAAGAUGGGAUGUCAGCGGCUGCAGGCGGUCGUGGGGGUUUUGUUGUUUCAGAUGCAGAAGGGGUUGGUGGUCGAUGGGGGUGCAAUGACACUGGGUGAGUGGUUGGACGCCCACACUCUAAAUAUGUUGGAUAUCCUGUGGGAGCUGGAGGAGGGGCCGGAUCCCCAAUUUGAUGACUAUAUGGAUUGGAGACGGGUGGAGGCACGGAUGGGAGUCUGCCAGGCUCUAUUUCGGGAGGGACGUGAUCUGCGUUAUCAGAUGGAGGAUGGACUGGAGAUGGAUGACACAGGGGUAGAUGGGGAGCGACCUCUAUGUCAUCUCGAUGACACAGUGGGAGAUGGGGAGCUACUCGACUACAGCUUUGGGACAAUGAGUGAAAGCGACAAUCAUCGACGAUUGGACGAAGAUAGCAAUUACACUAGCGACGUGAUUGACCUUACCAUCGCAACAUCAGCGCCGAAGAUGGAGGAUCGACUGGAGAUGGAUGACACAGGGGUAGAUGGGGAACUACCUCUAUGUCAUCUCGAUGACACAGUGAGAGAUGGAGAGUUACUCGACUGCAGCUUUGGGAUAAUGGGUGGAAGCGACAAUCAUCAGCGAUUGAACGAAGAUAGCAAUUACACUAGCGACGUCAUUGACCUUACCAUCGCAACAUCAACACCGACAGUUUGCAUCACAACGGUAUCGAAUAUCGCACAAGCUUUUGGUGGCGAGAUGGACGCCAGUAUCUCAUCAACAACAACAACCAUCUUAUCACGAUGGCCAGGUCAGCAGGUCAAGGCCACGUGGGGCUAUUUGUCGGGAAUGGUGAGCCGGGGGAGGGGUGUGUGCUUCGUUUUGGCUUUUUCUCGGGUGGGGAUAGGAUAGUACUUGGGUGGCAGUGGGGGUGGUAUUUAGUUCGUCGAUGGCGAGCCUACCCAAUUUCGUGACAUGCUUAG
Messenger RNA from Chara braunii, 1175 nucleotides. Lineage: Eukaryota; Viridiplantae; Streptophyta; Charophyceae; Charales; Characeae. The record is from the annotation of a GenBank genome assembly.